This is a messenger RNA of Diuraphis noxia (Russian wheat aphid), 2054 nucleotides long. RefSeq names its product run domain Beclin-1-interacting and cysteine-rich domain-containing protein rubicon (gene Rubicon). The record is from RefSeq and is a predicted model, not a curated record. Gene Ontology annotation, molecular function: phosphatidylinositol phosphate binding. Gene Ontology annotation, cellular component: intracellular membrane-bounded organelle. Lineage: Eukaryota; Metazoa; Arthropoda; Insecta; Hemiptera; Aphididae.
AUGAAAGCUCUCUUGCAACUCAAAACAAUCACUGAUAUUGAUCUUGAAAACCAUUCACUAUCUGAAAAACUUGGKUUGUUAUUAUCUGACAAAGAUCAUCUAUAUAAAUUUUAUAAGGCAGAAGCUUUUUUAUGUCAAAAAGAGUAUAGUGAUGCUGCAUUAUUAUGUCUAAGAGCUGUUGAACUGAAUCAACCGUCUUUAUUACUGGAAAUCAAUCCCAAAUUAUACUUGAAUUAUUCAUCUAAAAGUGAACAUUGUUCUACCUUGCCAAAAUUGUUACAUAAACAAACACAUAUUAAAUAUUUCAAACAAUUGGGUUCAUUGACGAAUCUCUUGAAUUAUAAAUCAUCUGAAAACMUCAAUGAGCAUAAAAUGAUUACUGGAUAUCAUAAUGAUCUACCUAAAUGUAAAAUUAAACAUUUGUGUAAAAGACAAUGCUAUAAAAGUUGGCCAGAUAUUUAUCGUACGACAUUUCAUCAAUCAAAACUCAGACGGUCAUUAAGUUUUGAUGUGAUGCAAACAUCUGACAACUUAUUAGAUUGUACCCUCCAAGGUGCAACAAUAGAAAAUACGGCACAGAUUUUGUUACCAAAGUUAUUGGAUGUAAAUUAUGAACAGCUUCUAUGCGAUAACGAUGAUUCAAAUAAACAUCAGUUAUCAAAUAAUGAUUUGCCCAAACRAAAUAAACGACGAUCAAAGUUGUUUACACUCCCAUUGAAAAUAUUAGAAGAAUCUGACGAUGACACUCGAAGCAAUAUCUCUGACGGGUCUAGAACUUUGAUUCCUUAUGAUGAAUUUCCACCUUCAAAGUAUGUAGGAACAUUCGGAUUAGUAUCUUCAUAUUUUCCCGAUCAAGAUUUGUUCAAGUUCUUAUCUUCUGGACAGUUUCUUCAAGCCAACGCUGAGCUAGAUCGUGAAAAUGCUCAUUUCAAAAUUUCUGAAGCAAUCAUUGGCACUAUUGAACAAAUCAAAUGCAAUCAAAAAUUGAAAUUCACUGACGAAGUGAUCGACGAGAGUGAUGAAGAGAUAUUAAAUGUGUUUGAACAAUUGCAGAUUUUGCCUCUACCGUCGAGCUGGCCCGUCAACCCGCAUGAUCACGUCGACGAUCGUCCAGAGGCUUCGUCUCGGUUGCGAGGCACAAGUGAUUGGGCACCACCACGACCACAAAUCAUUUUCACUAGUCAUCCUUCGCCAAUUAGGAAAAAUAUAAUGGAAUUACAGGGUUAUAGAUGUGCGGGCUGUAGCAUGAAAGUGGCAGUGAAAUACGCUUCCAAGUUCCGUUAUUGCUUUUACUUGGGUCGAUAUUUUUGCACAGGGUGUCAUGUAGAUAAAACCGCUAUCAUACCCGGUCGAAUAAUUGAAAAAUGGGAUUUUUCUAAGUAUCCRGUGUCGUGUUUCUCAUUCACUCUGCUAGGGAAAAUGCUAUUUGACCCGCUGUUUAAUAUAACCGACUUGAAUAGCGUUCUGUAUAAACGCGCUCGAGGCCUAGACAAAGUCAGAACGUAUCGAAUGCAAUUGCAUUACAUUAAAGAUUUCAUUUUCUUGUGCAGAUACGCUGAUCGAUUAAAAGAGACAUUGGAAACUAUGGACGUUCAUAUAAUUCUUAAGCCAGACUUGUAUUCCAUCCAAAACUUGGUGGAUGUCAAAAACGGAGAGCUCGGUAAAAAACUGCAAAACUUAAUCAUUGCCUGUAAUAAACAUAUUAUUAAUUGUCAGUUGUGCCAAGCAAGAGGGUUUGUUUGUGAAAUAUGCAACAAGAACAAAAUACUUUUUCCUUGGGACUUCAGAUUGGUCACAAGAUGUGUGGAYUGUGGGUCAUGUUAUCACAAGAAAUGUUACGAUUCGAGAAAAGUACCAAUGUGCCCCCGGUGUCCUCGGAUCAUGGCCAUGUUUAAAAGAACAGAAAUUCAAAACGAUCAGAAUACUGUUGUACAGUCUUGAACAAUGGUAGUGAAUUAGUUUCUACCACAAUCAACCAAAUGUAUUAAUUGUGUAUUUUUCUGAUUAUUUAUUUUUUUAUUACCAUUUAGUAUUUAAUUUUUGGUAUUUUUUUU